This is a messenger RNA of Macadamia integrifolia, 1571 nucleotides long. RefSeq names its product protein SHORT-ROOT-like. The coding region runs from base 128 to 1312 and encodes 394 amino acids. Gene Ontology annotation, cellular component: nucleus. The transcript has a single exon. Gene Ontology annotation, molecular function: DNA-binding transcription factor activity; sequence-specific DNA binding. Lineage: Eukaryota; Viridiplantae; Streptophyta; Magnoliopsida; Proteales; Proteaceae. Gene Ontology annotation, biological process: regulation of DNA-templated transcription. The record is from RefSeq and is a predicted model, not a curated record.
AAUAGUCCUCUACUCUACUAUCCAGUUGAUCAGCAAAGAAGGGCUCAAGAAUGACUUUUGAUCACUGAAACCCCAUAACAUUGGCUUCAGUGUUCUCUAUAGAGAAUCCUCCAAUGAUUGAGUAGACAUGCAAAACACAAGGAGAUCUGAACCUGGCAACCCAUGCGGUCAGAAAUGGGCCUCAAGGCUUCUUUGUGAGUGUGCAGAAGCAAUUGCAGAAAAGGAUACAAAUAAGAUCCAUCACCUCCUUUGGAUGUUGAAUGAACUCUCAUCACCCUAUGGUGAUAUUGAUCAGAAAUUGGCCUCUUACUUCUUAAAAGCCCUUUUCUCUAAGGCAACACAGUAUGGUGAACAGUGCUACAAGAAUCUACUUUCUAUUGCAGCAGAGAAGAAAGGCAGCUUUGAGUCUACUAAGAAGAUGAUAUUGAAAUUCCAAGAGGUGAGCCCAUGGACUACAUUUGGUCAUGUAGCUUCAAAUGGUGCUAUCUUAGAAGCUUUAGAAGGGGAGACCAAACUACAUAUAAUUGAUAUUAGCAACACCUUUUGCACUCAGUGGCCUACACUCUUAGAAGCUUUGGCUACAAGGAAUGAUGAGACACCACAACUAAAGCUUACUGUUGUGGUAACCCAAAGUAUGGAAAGGUCAGUACUGAUGAAGGAGAUAAGCCAUAGAAUGAAGAAAUUUGCUAGGUUGAUGGGAGUUCCCUUUGAGUUUAAUGUAGUGAGUGGGUUAACUCACCUAUGUGAGUUAACUAAAGAAGAUUUAAUGGUAGAGGAAGAUGAGGCUUUGGCGAUAAAUUGUAUCGGUGCGCUGCGAAGGGUUAAUGUCGAAGAGCGAGGAGCCGUGUUUCGUAUGCUUCAUGGCCUUAAUCCAAGAGUAGUGACAGUAGUUGAAGAGGAAGCUGAUUUCAGUAGCACAAGGGAUGACUUUAUGAAAUGUUUUGAAGAGUGUUUAAGGUUCUAUAAUCUAUAUUUUGAAAUGUUAGAUGAGAGCUUUGGUUGUACUAGUAAUGAGAGAUUAAUGUUGGAGAAGGAGUGUUCUAGUACUAUUGUUAAUGUUUUGGCUUGUAAUGAUGAGAUGAGUAGCUGUGAAGAGUCUGAAAUAAGAGAAAGAAGUAGCCAAUGGUGCAAUAGGUUGAAGGAAUGGUUCUCUGCAGUUGGAUUCAGUGAUGAUGUUGUGGAUGAUACUAAGUCUCUUCUAAAGAGGUACCGUGCAGGUUGGUCUCUUGGGUUGUCUCAAGGGGAUUGCCCUGGGCUGUUCUUGAUGUGGAAAGAGGAACCUGUAGUUUGGGCUUCUGCUUGGAAACCCUAGAAUCUAUAUCAGAAUCAAGAUUGGAAUUAUGUUCAUUUGGACAAGAGGGAUUAUUCUUGUAAGUUCCUAUGAAACUCAUAAUUUUAUCCCCAUACACGCUCUUAUGUCUUAUUUGUGUCCUGAUUAAUGUUUAUGCUUAGGUAUUAUUAUCUUCUUUAUUGUUUUUCCAUUUUCUUUAAUUUUCUGAUCAUGUUGUUUGAGUAUUCAUGUGUAUCUAUAUGAACUGAUACAUAUUUAAUGAAUUGUGCUUUCCACUCCA